AUGGCAACUGCCGCAGCAGACCAAGCGGCCGAGUAUACACUCAAGGAUGUCGCCUCCCACAAGUCAGCCAAUGAUGCGUGGAUGGUGAUUCACGGGCAGGUCUACGACGUCACAAAAUACAUACACGACCACCCGGGCGGUGCCGAAGUCCUCGUCGAGGCCGCGGGCACAGACGCCAGCGAGGCCUUCGACUCGGCCGGCCACUCGGAGGAUGCCUUUGAGAUCAUGGCCGAGUUCCGCGUCGGCAAGGCCAAGGGCGGCAGCACCAAGAAGCCGGCUGCCAAGGUUGUCCGUAUCGCCAGCGUCCCACCGCCGGCCCCUUCGAGCGCGGGUUCGGCAGCCACCAGUCCGAAGCAGCUCGCUGCGGCGGCAUCCGCUGUGACCUUGGGUGCUGUGGCGUUGUACCAUGCCACCGGGGUCGUCUCGCGGUUGGACGAGCGUCACUUCGUCUCCCAGCUCAUCCGUCACAUCACAAGAUAUCUCCCCCAGCUGAAGCUCACAUCGACAGAGCGUCGCGGAGGCCUGGGCUUCAUUCAGGGCUUCGCACUGGCGGCCGGCAUUGUCGCCGUCGCAGGCACAGUCGCGAUGAGACGGUUCUCCAAGCUGCUGAGCUUCGGGAACGGACUCACCCAGUUCCCGCCUCACAUGAAGGCGUCGACGCUGCCCAAGCCCGAUCCCCUCCUCCAGCGCGGCUGGCUCGACCCGGUUCACUGGCAGUCUUUACCUCUGGCAAAGAAGGAGCUCCUCGCGCCAAGCGUGUACCGGCUGACGUUCACGCUCCCGACACCGACCACGGUGCUGGGCCUGCCGACCGGACAGCACGUCUCCAUCCGUGCCGAGAUGGACGGCAAGAGCGUCUCGCGGUCCUACACGCCCGUGUCCAACAACUCGGACCUCGGCGUGCUGGUCCUCGUCGUGCGCUGCUACCCGGACGGCCUCCUGACGGGCCGGUACCUGGCAAAUCUCGAGGUCGGCGACGAGGUGCAGUUCCGCGGGCCCAAGGGCGCCAUGCGCUACCACCGCAACUCGUGCAAGCGCAUCGGCAUGCUGGCGGGCGGCACCGGCAUCACGCCCAUGUUCCAGCUGAUCCGGGCCAUCUGCGAGGACAGGUGGGACACCACCGAGGUGAGCCUCGUCUACGCCUGCAGGAAUGAGGGCGACAUCCUGCUGCGCAAGGAGCUCGAGGCCUUUGCCAGGAAAUACCCCCAGAACCUCAAGGUGCAUUACCUGCUAGACGAGGCGCCGGCCGAGUGGAAAUACGGCGUCGGCCACGUCACGGCCGAUAUCAUCGCUGAGCGUUUCCCACAGCCGGCGCCGGGGGCCAAGAUCAUGAUCUGUGGCCCGCCUGGCAUGGCCUCGGCUUUGAGCAGCCAGGGGCGAUUUCCAAGAUGGAUGAUCAAGUAUUCUGCUUUUAAUGGGGCGAGAUCCUUCCUCAGUGUCAGCAGUCUCUUCUUGCACCUUUUUGUGGUCGACCAAGCGGCCGAGUAUACACUCAAGGAUGUCGCCUCCCACAAGUCAGCCAAUGAUGCGUGGAUGGUGAUUCACGGGCAGGUCUACGACGUCACAAAAUACAUACACGACCACCCGGGCGGUGCCGAAGUCCUCGUCGAGGCCGCGGGCACAGACGCCAGCGAGGCCUUCGACUCGGCCGGCCACUCGGAGGAUGCCUUUGAGAUCAUGGCCGAGUUCCGCGUCGGCAAGGCCAAGGGCGGCAGCACCAAGAAGCCGGCUGCCAAGGUUGUCCGUAUCGCCAGCGUCCCACCGCCGGCCCCUUCGAGCGCGGGUUCGGCAGCCACCAGUCCGAAGCAGCUCGCUGCGGCGGCAUCCGCUGUGACCUUGGGUGCUGUGGCGUUGUACCAUGCCACCGGGGUCGUCUCGCGGUUGGACGAGCGUCACUUCGUCUCCCAGCUCAUCCGUCACAUCACAAGAUAUCUCCCCCAGCUGAAGCUCACAUCGACAGAGCGUCGCGGAGGCCUGGGCUUCAUUCAGGGCUUCGCACUGGCGGCCGGCAUUGUCGCCGUCGCAGGCACAGUCGCGAUGAGACGGUUCUCCAAGCUGCUGAGCUUCGGGAACGGACUCACCCAGUUCCCGCCUCACAUGAAGGCGUCGACGCUGCCCAAGCCCGAUCCCCUCCUCCAGCGCGGCUGGCUCGACCCGGUUCACUGGCAGUCUUUACCUCUGGCAAAGAAGGAGCUCCUCGCGCCAAGCGUGUACCGGCUGACGUUCACGCUCCCGACACCGACCACGGUGCUGGGCCUGCCGACCGGACAGCACGUCUCCAUCCGUGCCGAGAUGGACGGCAAGAGCGUCUCGCGGUCCUACACGCCCGUGUCCAACAACUCGGACCUCGGCGUGCUGGUCCUCGUCGUGCGCUGCUACCCGGACGGCCUCCUGACGGGCCGGUACCUGGCAAAUCUCGAGGUCGGCGACGAGGUGCAGUUCCGCGGGCCCAAGGGCGCCAUGCGCUACCACCGCAACUCGUGCAAGCGCAUCGGCAUGCUGGCGGGCGGCACCGGCAUCACGCCCAUGUUCCAGCUGAUCCGGGCCAUCUGCGAGGACAGGUGGGACACCACCGAGGUGAGCCUCGUCUACGCCUGCAGGAAUGAGGGCGACAUCCUGCUGCGCAAGGAGCUCGAGGCCUUUGCCAGGAAAUACCCCCAGAACCUCAAGGUGCAUUACCUGCUAGACGAGGCGCCGGCCGAGUGGAAAUACGGCGUCGGCCACGUCACGGCCGAUAUCAUCGCUGAGCGUUUCCCACAGCCGGCGCCGGGGGCCAAGAUCAUGAUCUGUGGCCCGCCUGGCAUGGUAGGUGCUGCCAAGAAAAUGCUUGCAGGCCUCGGCUUUGAGCAGCCAGGGGCGAUUUCCAAGAUGGAUGAUCAAGUAUUCUGCUUUUAA
Messenger RNA from Pyricularia pennisetigena, 2895 nucleotides. RefSeq lists its product as uncharacterized. The transcript is spliced from 3 exons. Gene Ontology annotation, molecular function: heme binding; oxidoreductase activity. The record is from RefSeq and is a predicted model, not a curated record. The coding region runs from base 1 to 2895 and encodes 964 amino acids. NCBI's taxonomy places the organism in Eukaryota, Fungi, Ascomycota, Sordariomycetes, Magnaporthales, Pyriculariaceae. Gene Ontology annotation, cellular component: endoplasmic reticulum.